Messenger RNA from Meloidogyne enterolobii, 409 nucleotides. Lineage: Eukaryota; Metazoa; Nematoda; Chromadorea; Rhabditida; Meloidogynidae. The record is from the annotation of a GenBank genome assembly.
AUGAACAACCAUUCAGCAGAAGGGCAUUUAUUUCACAAUAAUAAUUCUUUAAUUAAUUUAAAUAAUUCCUCAAAUUUUGAACAUAAUAAUACUUUAAAUAAUAAUUUUACUUUAACUUCAAAUGAUACGUCUAGUAAAAGCAAUUUAUGGGAAUGUACAGAAAUGAUAUAUUAUAGAUGGUCUGGGAAUCAUUGGUUAAUGGGUGUUGGUUAUUUACCUAUUUUGUUUGUUGGAUUAAUUUCUGACAUGAUUUCUAUUCGCGUAUUUUCAGCAAAAUCAAUGAGAACCAGACAAAUAAAUUUAUACCUUUUGCUAAUUUCUAUAACGGAUAUGCUUAUCCUUUUGGAUACAACGGUUUCUUUUACAGCUGUCGGAUUUGGUUAUUUGAUAAAAUGGAAAUGGCUAUGAA